Molecule: messenger RNA, 2448 nt
Organism: Arvicanthis niloticus (Nile rat)
Lineage: Eukaryota; Metazoa; Chordata; Mammalia; Rodentia; Muridae
Product: keratin, type II cuticular Hb5
Biological process (GO): intermediate filament organization; keratinization
Cellular component (GO): keratin filament
Molecular function (GO): structural constituent of skin epidermis
Source: RefSeq, a predicted model, not a curated record
UUCCAAGUCUCACACUCUGCAACCUGCACCAAACCCACAGCCGUGUAGGCACCGUCCAGCUCACACCAUGUCCUGUCGCUCCUACAGGAUCAGCCCAGGAUGUGGAGUUACCAGAAACUUCAGCUCCUGCUCAGCUGUGGCCCCCAAAACUGGCAACCGCUGCUGCAUCAGCGCAGCUCCCUUCCGAGGAGUGUCUUGCUACCGGGGAUUGACCGGCUUCAGCAGCCGAAGCCUCUGUAACCCAAGCCCCUGUGGGCCCCGCAUGGCUGUUGGGGGCUUCCGAGCAGGUUCCUGUGGACGCAGCUUUGGAUACCGCUCUGGAGGCGUCUGUGGGCCCAGCCCCCCCUGCAUCACCACAGUCUCUGUCAAUGAGAGCCUGCUCACUCCCCUCAACCUGGAGAUCGACCCCAAUGCUCAGUGCGUGAAGCAUGAGGAGAAAGAGCAGAUCAAGUGUCUCAACAGCAAGUUCGCGGCCUUCAUCGACAAGGUGCGCUUCCUGGAGCAGCAGAACAAGCUGCUGGAGACCAAGUGGCAGUUCUACCAGAACCAGCGCUGCUGUGAGAGCAACCUGGAGCCCCUGUUUGCAGGCUACAUCGAGGCACUGAGGCGCGAGGCUGAGUGUGUGGAGGCUGACAGCGGGAGGCUGGCUGCCGAGCUCAACCAUGUGCAGGAGGCCAUGGAGGGCUACAAGAAAAAGUAUGAAGAAGAGGUGGCUCUGAGGGCUACGGCAGAGAACGAGUUUGUGGUUCUAAAGAAGGAUGUGGACUGUGCCUACUUACGUAAAUCAGACCUGGAGGCCAACGUGGAGGCCUUGGUGGAGGAGUCAAGCUUCCUGAAGCGUCUCUAUGAAGAGGAGGUCCGUGUUCUGCAAGCUCACAUCUCAGACACCUCUGUCAUCGUCAAGAUGGACAACAGCCGGGACCUGAACAUGGACUGUGUCGUGGCUGAGAUCAAAGCUCAGUACGAUGAUGUUGCAAGCCGCAGCCGGGCAGAGGCUGAAUCCUGGUACCGCACAAAGUGUGAGGAGAUGAAGGCCACAGUGAUCCGGCACGGGGAGACGCUGCGCCGCACGAAGGAGGAGAUGAACGAGCUGAACCGCAUCAUCCAGAGGCUGACGGCCGAGAUUGAGAAUGCUAAGUGCCAGCGUGCCAAGCUGGAAGCUGCUGUGGCUGAGGCAGAGCAGCAGGGAGAGGCCGCCCUCACUGAUGCCCGCUGCAAGCUGGCUGAACUGGAGGCUGCCCUGCAGAAGGCCAAGCAGGACAUGGCCUGCCUGCUCAAGGAGUAUCAGGAGGUGAUGAACUCCAAGCUGGGGCUGGACAUCGAGAUCGCCACCUACAGGCGCCUGCUGGAGGGCGAGGAGCACAGGCUAUGCGAGGGUGUGGGCUCUGUGAAUGUCUGUGUCAGCAGCUCCCGUGGAGGAGUCACAUGUGGGGGCCUCACAUAUGGCACAACUCCAGGGCGCCAGAUUGCCUCUGGACCCUCUGCCACUGGGGGCAGCAUCACAGUGAUGGCCCCUGACUCCUGCUCUCCUUGCCAGCCCCGUGCCUCCAGCUUCACCUGUGGGAGCAGCCGCUCAGUGCGCUUUGCUUAGUGCCAGGACCUCCAAAUGAGCCACCUGUCUGCCCCAGAGUGGAGUGGUGUGUGAAUGGAAAAUGUGUGCUUGCUUCCAGAAUCUUCCAGAUGUUCCUGUGAGAGGAAAGAGUUCAGGGCCAUGCUCUCUACUGUCUCCUUUUAGGGAGUUGUCUCCCAGUUCUUCUCUGGCUUCACUUUAGAAGGUCAUUCUCAACCCUUCCAUUAACCCCAACCUGUCUUCAAAUACUUGUAAAUGAUUUGUAUUAUUCACCAAGCUCUCCGGGAUACUACCAGUCACCAUGGUGACUGGACAAUAAAGCAUGGCCUUGGGUUAAGGCAUGAUCCUAACCACCUAGCCAUGCCCUCCAAAAAACAAGAACCAGAGAGAACCCUUCCAAGCAGCUUCUACUUCUGGCCCUAUGUACAGGGGCAGCAAGCACCUGCCUAUCAUUGGUUGGGUUUGCUAACCUCCCUAGCUUACUGCCUUCCUUGGGGCAACCUGCUCUAACCACACUUCUUGGGUUACCUCCCAGAAAAUAGUCUGCUCUCUGGGGAGGCCUACUACAUACAGCCCCUAGUUAGGGGGCUUUGAACAGGUCUUGCUGUUCAAGAAGUCUUUGCACAUUUCAAAGACCCCAUACUUGCUCAGGCCUCCCCUGCCUCUGUGCAGGGAUCUGUCCAAGGGAGAGCUGGUGGGAUGGGGACUAUGACCACUUCUGUCUGUGGGUCCCUUGCCUUCUGGGUUGACCCCAUCUGUGUUUCAAUAAAUACUGCUAUGAUGCAAAGAUGUGUGUUGUUUUGUGUCAGCGACAUUCCUCCCUGCACUUGUUUGCCUGCACCAGCCUACCAGUCUUAGGUCAGCCACAAACUGGUAAC